This is a messenger RNA of Boeremia exigua, 492 nucleotides long. RefSeq lists its product as uncharacterized. The annotation marks the transcript as partial. The record is from RefSeq and is a predicted model, not a curated record. NCBI's taxonomy places the organism in Eukaryota, Fungi, Ascomycota, Dothideomycetes, Pleosporales, Didymellaceae. Gene Ontology annotation, molecular function: lyase activity. The transcript is spliced from 2 exons.
UUAAGUAACGUUGAUAUACUCAAGAUUAAAUACUGGGCGGACAACGCUUCUGUCCGCGAAUUGAUUCCAGGGCAACUCUCAUUAGAGAAACAGCAGAUCAUCACGACGUAUGUGCUCCAUUAUGGAUUCACCGGCAUCGGCUCAUACAAGGAGCUUAUCCAUCAAGUCGAAGGUACCUUUCAAGGAGGAAACUACGAAUAUGCACUUCUGCUAGUUGUGUAUAACGAAGAUGCCUCUGGCUACCCUAAGGUUUUAGGCGACAUCGACAUUGAUGUCAGCAAGAGAACCGGCGUUACAAGUUUCAUUACUGCUACUGUCUCGCGAACUGAUAAUAAUCCAAUUAUCGAAAACCUCAUCAAGCCCUCAAACUUCGUGGGAUCCGGCCCAAUUCCCCCACCAGAUAGAGUUGUGCUCAACAUCAUCGCUAGGGUGAAGCCCAACGUAUGCCAUUUCAUCCGAAUCACCUUCAAGGUAAAUGUGGGAGAGAGAUGA